AUGGCCGAUAAGCUACGUACACUCCAGAACCUGGAGGCUUUGCAAGCCCGUUAUGUCGGUACCGGCCAUGCUGAUACUACCAAAUACGAAUGGACAUCCAACAUCGUCCGCGAUAGCUACGCCUCGUACAUUGGACAUCCCCCCUUAUUGGAAUACAUGGCAAUAGGAAUGGGGGAGAACAAGGAGAAGGUUAGAGCUAUGAUGAUAGAAAGGAUGGUUCGUGGGGCAGGAAAUCCUCCAGAGAUCCUUGCAGAUAAUCAUAAUACUAAAACUAGUCAAGAUAAAAUCACGAAAAAAAGAGCAUAUCGAGUCCAAAAUUAA
Messenger RNA from Paracoccidioides brasiliensis Pb18, 321 nucleotides. RefSeq lists its product as uncharacterized. Gene Ontology annotation, cellular component: precatalytic spliceosome; U2 snRNP. Gene Ontology annotation, biological process: mRNA splicing, via spliceosome. Bases 1 to 321 code for a protein of 106 amino acids. The record is from RefSeq and is a predicted model, not a curated record. The transcript is spliced from 2 exons.